Messenger RNA from Durusdinium trenchii, 2541 nucleotides. The record is from the annotation of a GenBank genome assembly. Lineage: Eukaryota; Dinophyceae; Suessiales; Symbiodiniaceae.
AUGGCGCGACCGAGACCGCCCAAGACCGCGCCACCGGAGCGUGUCCGUCCUGACCCGACGCCGGAACGAGGUGUUCGUCGACACGAAGGCGGCCUGAGAGACGACGAAGGCACCAGAGCGGAGCGAAAAGGGGCGGCAUGUCCGAAAAGCGGUCGGCGAGGGUCAGCCGAAGUUGGGAAGCUUUUGGUUGCUGAGAACCCUGGAUGGCUCAGGUACAAGCUUGAGGUUUGCCAAGAUGCAGUAGAGACCUUGGAGAAGAUGGGCCAGCAGCCGCCUCAGCUCAGCAUACAGUUCAUAUUCGGGAUCUUCAUCGCGAGUUGGGACAUGUUGGGCCCUCUGCCUCAGGCGGCCCGUCGUCGCCCGGGAAGCUCAGAGGAUGCCAUUUCACUCUGCGGGACGGGUCAAAGUGGGAAGACUUACUUGGCCAAUCUCUUGUUGGACCGGCCCCAGCAAGGGCAGCAGGUUCUGCAGGUUGGAGGAGGCUUGUGGUCCACCGCAAGGACCGAAGGUGUGUGGCUUUGGGCCGGAGGCGUCGACAAAGACGAGAGGAGUCCCCUGAUCCUUCUCCUGGACUGUGAGGGGUUUGGAGGAGCGGGUGCCACCACCACAGACGACAGCUGCCAUGGUGCAUCACGAGAUAUGCAAAUCCUGGCCUUGUCGUGGCUGUUGUCCUCCGCCCUUGUCAUGAAUUGCACCGGCAGCCUCAACGAGGCGCUCUUCGACCAGUUGAAAUCCGCGUCGCGCUUCGGCGAUCUGGUGGAGGAGCGAGGCACUGAGGCCUAUGGGAAACCAGCGCUGCUGUGGUUCUUGCGAGACUUUGAUGAAGUACCCCAAGAUGAGAAGGGGAGAAGCAUGACAGCCGACGAGUAUCUGGAGAAGAGUCUCCACGAAGCAUCCAAGGAAAGUGCGCGGAAAGCUGGAAGCGUUCGUCAUGGUCUUCUGAAAUUCUUCAGGCAUCGGAGCUGUCAUUUUGCACCCAGCCCUGGUAGCCGUCCUGAAAGCUUGAGCUACUCGGCGCUUGCGAAGCCAUUCAAGGCAGCGGUGGAGCAAUUCCGCUCCAAGCUCUUCUCCACAGCGCUAGCUUGCCCAAAGGCGGUGAACGGCAAGCCACUGGGAUGCGUGGCCUUUACAGCGCUUUUGGGGCAACUUGUGGCCGGGGUCAACGAUGGCAGGAUCCUCAGCCUGCAUGCAGCUUGGGAGUCCGUGCAACACACCUUUUGCGGCUCAUUGGCGGACGAGCUCCGGGCCGAAGCUUCAACUCUCUUCCAGACCUUGGCGGCUGGGCGCAGCAUCGCGGGUGGUGCAAAGCUCCCAUUGAGUGAGGAGGCACUUUUCACGGUGGUUCGUGACCGCAAGCGAGCCUUGAAGGGCCAGUGGGAGGAGCGAGCCUUUGGUGAUGAAACUGUGCGACGCACUUACUGGAAGGAGCUGAAAGCCUCCUUGACGCGAGAGGAGAACAUGGUGCGAACACAGAAUGCGCGAGUCGCAGAUCAGCAACUCAUGGAGGGAGUGAAAUCAUGGCAGGAAUGGCUUGACAAAGAAGAUGAUACAGGGAUUGAUGAGAUUUGUAGCCAGCUCGGUGCCUUGCUGGCCAGGAUGCCAUGCGCACCUUUGUCCAGAGCGAGCCGUAUUGCCAUCCAGGCCGCUGCCCGCCGCAUGUCUGCCAUGCGGAGCGCGGUGACGCAUGCACUGGAGCGGCAGACGGACCUUCAGCGAAAAGCAGUGGCAUGGGGUGAGAAGGCCGCGCAACAGGAAGGCACAGCAAGAUCCGAACUGGAGGCUCAAAAGGCUGCUCUUGAAGAGGCCGCUGCCCGGGCCCAGCAGGCAGAGGAGGAGUGCACAGCUCUUUGCAAAGAGGUGGAGACCAAGGAGGCUCAGCUGGAAGGCAAUCGAGAAAGCCUUGAAGAGCAGCUGAACUUUUUGGAGGCAUCAAAACUUCGAGAACAAGAGAUGAAAGCGAAGCAGCGUGUGCUGAAUGAGUCUGAGGCUUCCUUGAGGAAAGAUCUCGAACAGGCCCGUGCAGAUGUUGCCCGCAUUGAUGCAGAAAGAUUUGCAGCAGAGAGAUCUGCCACCAACGCGGCAGCGGCCACCCAAGCAGAGCAAGAACGGCUCAAAGAGCUGUUGGCCGAGGCCCAGAGAAAGAUCGAUGAAACCAAGCUGGAAUUGGCCAAAGAGAGGGAUACUCAUGGAUCUGAGAAGACUCGACUACAGCAGGAGCAUGAACAGCGAGUUCAGGAGUUGCGCACUAAGCACGAAGAUGAACGUCAAGUCUUGAGGAGCAAGCAGGAUCAAACAAGAGAAGAACACAAUCGAAUGGCCGAGGAGAUGCGCCAGAGACUGGAGAAUGAACGGCAAGAGCACAACCGAACCAAGGAUGAUGACAAGGGCCGCCUGUUGGAGCAUUCACGCACCGCGGGGCUGCUGGAGGGUAAGAUCAUCGCCAGCACUGAAGAGAACAAGGCUUUGCGCCUCAGAUUGGAGACCUUGGAGGAGAAGGCACAUGAGACUGAAGUGGCCAUCCGGACCAACUUGGAGGAGUAG